Molecule: messenger RNA, 1504 nt
Organism: Musa acuminata subsp. malaccensis (wild Malaysian banana)
Lineage: Eukaryota; Viridiplantae; Streptophyta; Magnoliopsida; Zingiberales; Musaceae
Source: RefSeq, a predicted model, not a curated record
UCUCUCUCUCUCUCUCUCUCUCUCUCUCUCUCUCUCCUGCCCCCACCUCUGCCAUCCGUUUGACUAAUCUCUAUCUUCACGCUGCCGAAAGUAAGGAAAGAGGCUAUUGAGAGUGAGACUUGCUCUCUCUCAUAAUUCUUGCACCUUUUUCUUAGGGAUAACCUUUGCAUGUGUCCUAGCUUACGCCUCAUGUCAGCCACUUAGAAGACUGUUAAACCUAAAUGCGUAAAUGAUAGUGAUUGUUGUCGUUUUAUUUAAUUCACAGAGCUUUCACAUGCCAUCUCAGUGGGUUCAGUUGUGCGAGAGAGGGAGAGAGAGACCCCCUAAAUCGUCCGUUUUGUCUCUCUCACGCUUUGUAGGUGUUCUUCACUCGUGUCCUCUCUUUCUCUCUCUCUCUCUCUCACUCUCACUCUCAGAACCAAAGACCAUCACCAUCUCUCUCAUUUACUUUACCUACCACCUUCCUUGAGUAAGGCUGUCUUAAGCACUCUAAAGUCUUCAGAACUCCCUCUCUUUUUUCUACCUCGAUCUGAACUCAUGGCAAGAUGACAUGGUCCCGUUACAAUGAGCUCACUGAGCCAUGCUGUUCUCCUCGCCACCAGCCUCCUCUUAUCUCUCCUCAUUCUCAUCCCCGUCUCCUGCCUGGAUAAGUCGCCUCUUCCCUCUCCUGAGGGAAUGCUGCUGGAGCAGAAGAUCCGGUUAGGCUCCACGCCGCCGAGCUGCCACAACCGGUGCAACGAAUGCAAUCCAUGCACGGCGGUGCAGCUCCCCACCCUUCCAUUCCAACCCAAUCCUGUCAGCCCCAGUCGGGUCAGGGAGGCUCAUCAAAUGGAUGACCCCUCUUCUUACAGCAACCAGUACUCCAACUACAAGCCCCUGGGGUGGAAGUGCAGCUGCGGCGACCACCUCUAUAGUCCCUAGCUGCAGACGAGCUCUUCUCCACGGAUUGGUCCGCGUGAGAAGAAUCGUUGCUGCAGGUUCUUCACACUCGUUCUUUUUUGCUUUCCAUGUUGUUUUUACUGUUUGAAAGAGUGUAGGUUGCCAUUCUUUUUUAGGCUUACCGUGGCUUGCUAGGAGAGAGAACAGCUCUCGUUCUCCCUCAGUUUGUACUGUCUUCGUCCUUUUCUUUCUUUUCCGCGGAUGGAGUUGCCAUCUCGGGAUUCUGCGUGAUAGAUUGACUGAUCGUGUCCUAGCGAGAAGUCUCUCUCACGAACUGAGCGUAUGUUUGCGAUCGCUGCCUGUGUCGGGCUGUUGUAUUGGAUUUGAUAGAUCGAGUCCCCACCUGGAAUAUGAUAUAUAGCCUGACUGACAUCCUAUCUUGGAAUGGCUCAGUGGGCAGAAAGAUUGUCAUAGAUUUUGUCAUGAUGUUGUCACAACGUGGAUCAGUGUACCAAUAAAGCUGACGGGCGAUGUGGGACGAUAAAGACCAAUCAGUUCAGUUAUCAUAUCAGCUACAAAUAACCAUUUGGAUUUGAUAUAUAUUAGUUAACAGCCUAGUUAUCAC